Messenger RNA from Corythoichthys intestinalis (scribbled pipefish), 555 nucleotides. Its product is annotated as protein eva-1-like. The coding region runs from base 1 to 555 and encodes 184 amino acids. Lineage: Eukaryota; Metazoa; Chordata; Actinopteri; Syngnathiformes; Syngnathidae. The transcript is spliced from 6 exons. Gene Ontology annotation, molecular function: carbohydrate binding. The record is from RefSeq and is a predicted model, not a curated record.
AUGGCGACGGCUAGCCCGCGUGCUUGGGACAUGCGCCGGCUCGCCCGUCACACAUGUUUAUAUAGCCGCAAUGACAACAGCGGCGCCUUUACUGGAUACCUGCGCUGCGUGAAAGACGCCGCCAUCAUGUUGAGGAUGCUCGCCUUAGCUUUAUUUUCAGCUCUUUGCUUCAUCACUCACACAACUGAGGGUGAAGUGGUCUACGCCUGUCACAACGACACGGCUGUGAUGUCAUGUGAGUCGGGCUUUAAGAUCCGCUUGGACCACAUUCUGUACAAAGUUGGUGUGGGGACUCGCUGCGGAGAGGGCAAGCGUCACCCUGACGAUGGCGAGGGUGUCUUCUGCUCCUUCCCAUGGGCUGAGAUGGUGGUGGAAGACCUCUGCGGGAACCGGCGGUCCUGCGAUGUUCCCGUCACCGAGCUGGUGUUUGGCGAUUACCCCUGCAAGGAGAACACGCGAUACCUGCAGGUGGCCUACACCUGCCUUGCACAAGCGCCACCACCGCCACCUGCGCCUGCCAAAGUCAAAGCAGACUGUGAUGACAACACUGCCUGA